Molecule: messenger RNA, 864 nt
Organism: Herpailurus yagouaroundi (jaguarundi)
Lineage: Eukaryota; Metazoa; Chordata; Mammalia; Carnivora; Felidae
Gene: ANKRD9
Product: ankyrin repeat domain 9
Exons: 3
Source: RefSeq, a predicted model, not a curated record
CGCCCAGCGAUCCGGCCGCGGCGGCUCAGACCGCGGCUGCGGCGGGCGCGGGCGGCGGCGGCUUCCUCUCGCCCGCCCGUCUUGGGACCUUUGCCUGCGCGCCUACCCGCGGGGUAACAGCGCGCGCUUCGGCCCUCAGCGGGACGGGGACCUGGGACGUCAGGCCCAAGGCCCUGCUGUCCCCCACGAUGAGGAAGUUGAGGCUCAGAGAAAGAGAGUGAUAUAUACUCAACGUCCUGUGAUCAGAGUGCAGGAACCAGGUGCAGGUGGUCAGCUGCCGCCGGGCCCAUGCCGUGAGGCCGGGAGGCCGGCGUCCGCCACCAGCAUGCCGUGGGACGCGCGGCGGCCCGGGGGCGGCGCGGACGGCGGGCCGGAGGGCGCAGGCGCGGCGCGCUCACGGGCGCAGAAGCAGUGUCGCAAGUCGUCGUUCGCCUUCUACCAGGCCGUCCGCGACCUGCUGCCGGUGUGGCUGCUCGAGGACAUGCGCGCCAGCGAGGCCUUCCACUGGGACGAGCGCGGCCGCGCCGCCGCUUACUCGCCCUCCGAGGCGCUGCUCUACGCGCUCGUGCACGACCACCAGGCGUACGCGCACUACCUGCUGGCCACGUUCCCGCGGCGCGCGCUCGCGCCGCCCAGCGCCGGCUUCCGCUGCUGCGCGGCGCCCGGGCCGCACGUGGCGCUGGCCGUGCGCUACAACCGCGUGGGCAUCCUGCGCCGCAUCCUGCGCACCGUGCGCGAUUUCCCGCCCGAGGAGCGCGCGCGCGUGCUCGACCGGCGCGGCUGCAGCCGCGUGGAGGGUGGUGGCACGGCGCUGCACGCGGCCUGCGAGCUGGCGCGCCCCGAGUGCCUCUUCCUGCUGCUUGG